UUGGAUAGAACUAAACACUUCGCGAGUGAAACGCCUCAAGCGUUUAGAUAUCAAUAUAUAAGAGACGCGUAUAAUAAGUGCUCUCAGGAUGACUAUGAGUUCAACACUGAAUGCUUGGAUUUGGUUCAGAGGUAUACCUCAUCUAAAGUUAAACUAAUUGAAGCCAACGCUUCCACGUAUUUCAAAGUGACUUAUAAGAAAGAUAUCUACUCUGCGGAAGGAGUGCUCAGAGGUUUCACUAUUGCCGUCAAUUUAAUUUAG
Messenger RNA from Oppiella nova, 261 nucleotides. The record is from the annotation of a GenBank genome assembly. Lineage: Eukaryota; Metazoa; Arthropoda; Arachnida; Sarcoptiformes; Oppiidae.